AUGAUAAUUGAUACAAUAGAAGUACAAGAUAUCAAUUCUUUUUCCAGAUUGGAAUCUUUAAAAGAGUUCUAUGGAAUCAUAUGGAUGCUUGUCCCUAUUUUGGCUCUUGUAUUGGGGAUCACAACAGGUGUACUAGUAAUUGUGUGGUUAGAAAGAGAAAUAUCUGCAGGGAUACAACAACGUAUUGGACCUGAAUACGCCGGUCCUUUGGGAAUUCUUCAAGCUCUAGCAGAUGGGACAAAACUACUUUUCAAAGAGAAUCUUCUUCCAUCUAGAGGAAAUACUCGUUUAUUCAGUAUUGGACCGUCUAUAGCAGUUAUAUCAAUUUUACUAAGUUAUUCAGUAAUUCCUUUUGGCAAUCACCUUGUUUUAGCGGAUCUCAAUAUCGGUAUUUUUUUAUGGAUUGCCAUCUCAAGUAUUGCUCCUAUUGGACUUCUUAUGUCAGGAUAUGGAUCAAAUAAUAAAUAUUCUUUUUUAGGUGGUCUGCGAGCUGCUGCUCAAUCAAUUAGUUAUGAAAUACCAUUAACUCUAUGUGUUUUAUCAAUAUCUCUACUAUCUAACAGUUCAAGUACAGUUGAUAUAGUUGAGGCGCAGUCAAAAUAUGGUUUUUGGGGGUGGAAUUUGUGGCGACAACCCAUAGGGUUUAUCAUUUUUCUAAUUUCUUCCCUAGCAGAAUGUGAGAGGUUACCUUUUGAUUUACCAGAAGCAGAAGAAGAAUUAGUAGCAGGUUAUCAAACCGAAUAUUCAGGUAUCAAAUUUGGUUUAUUUUACGUUGCUUCCUAUUUAAAUCUAUUAGUUUCUUCGUUAUUUGUAACAGUUCUAUACUUGGGUGGUUGGAAUAUUUCUAUUCCAUACAUAUUCGUUCCUGAGCUAUUUGAAAUGGAUGGAAUCCUUGGAACAACAAUCGGUAUCUUUAUUACAUUAGCGAAAACUUAUUUGUUCUUGUUCAUUUCUAUCGCAACAAGAUGGACUUUACCUAGGCUAAGAAUGGACCAACUAUUAAAUCUUGGAUGGAAAUUUCUUUUACCUAUUUCUCUGGGCAAUCUAUUAUUAACAACUUCGUCCCAACUCCUUUCACUCUAA
This is a messenger RNA of Carica papaya (papaya), 1083 nucleotides long. Lineage: Eukaryota; Viridiplantae; Streptophyta; Magnoliopsida; Brassicales; Caricaceae. The record is from the annotation of a RefSeq genome assembly.